Messenger RNA from Bursaphelenchus xylophilus (pine wood nematode), 616 nucleotides. The record is from the annotation of a GenBank genome assembly. Lineage: Eukaryota; Metazoa; Nematoda; Chromadorea; Rhabditida; Aphelenchoididae.
AUGCCAGGACUGCGAUGCGGGUUAUGGUCAAAUCAGAUUCUAUUCCGAGCCUUGCGAUAUGUAAGCCACGAGUUUUUGAAAAAGUGAAAUUAAAGUACCUUAAAAAGUACUUAAAAAAUUGAAACCCGAAUACAAAAAAGUGCGAUUUUUUUAAAGCGCCACUCAAAGCGGGACCUCUGGAUGUGUUCUCCAAUUAUUUCAAAACUGCCCUUUAGAUAAGGGGCAGAAAAUCAAAUUGUGUUUCACUUCAACGACACGAUCGGCACAGCGAAAUUGUGCUCAUUAUUUUCCCGACAGAGCCAUUCAUUGUUCUAGAUUCAAAUCCACAAGGGCGAAAUUGCGUCAACAUUCGAAGAAAUCCGACCUGGCGAACUGGCCGAGACCGAAAACGGAUGGUUCAUCACAACCACUGCGCAGAAUUCCGAGGUAUUAUAAUUUCGACAUGUUCCUUAGAGAACUUACGCCUUGAAUCUUUAUUCCCGUUUCGUUUCAGGGAUCCGGUACGGUUGACAUCUCCAUCUCUUGCUCUUUUAACGAGCUCGUAGGCGAACGAAUGGAAGAGCUCGUAGACAAACGAAUGGACAGCUCCGGUCCAGGUUUUACGGUGUCUGAAUGA